CUCGGCAACUCUUUUUCUCCGGCCACAGUGUUCUAUUUUUUGACGGACACAACGCAUGCGCGCAUGCGGACACUUACAUUUUUCCAGGAAAUUCAGCUGUUAAACAGAAAUGCCGAAAAAAAGCAAAUUGAAGAGAGCUUCUAAGGCUAAGAGGCGCCAGCCAACCCAAUCGAAACCAAUUGAUCCACAGGCCGGCAUUUUGAAUCCUCAUUUUACACGUUCGAGGGUGCUUCCUGUCUCCAACGGAGUCGAGGAGGUACCGGUCUUCGCCCUCUGCUAUCACUCCGUUGGAGAGCUACCAGAGUCGGAGCUCAAUGCCCCGGGGAGCAGGAAUUGCCCUCGCGGAGAUGUCAUGCAGAAUACUGAUUCAAAAGUGACCGAAAAUAAUGUCCACCUAAGUGCCUAUCUGGAGGAGUGGCGCCCCGAUUUGAAAAGUGUCUUCGGCGAGAAAGACGAUGUGACAUCCGCAGGUUCUCAGACCAUUCCCAGCACAGCUAAAUACAAAAUGCCAGAUCAGUUCCCGAUAAUGGCCACAAACCGGGACUCAAUGAGCUGCCUCAGCCAAAACGGUGCCUCUGGCAUUCUCCUCGCAAAUGGGAAAAAUGGUGAUCCCUUGUGGAGUUCCAUUAGCGGAUUCUUGGCGACCAGGGAUCAUGGAUACUGCAAGACAGAGGCUCCGCGGAGCGUUUGGCACCCGGACAACCUCUGCGAUAGCGCCUUGAAGCAGAUCAUGGACUACGAGCACCCAGAUGCCAGCGCAAGCCUGGAGGAAGUGGAGCGUUUGCGAAACAUCGAGGCGAUCUGCAUGCGUCUGAGGGACCACGAUGUGCCGGGUCCGGCCGGUCUGAUCCAGGGACCCGUAAGCUUUGAUGAAAUCUUCGAGGUUCUGGGAAUGGAACAGGAGCAGCCACAAGCUGAACACAUCGCCAACACCAGUUCCGGCACGCAGGUUGCACCGAACAAUUGGAAAAAGUUUGAUUACGAGACCAAGGGAGGACGAGGACAAUACCUCGAUCAUGUUAAUAAGGUCACUAAGAUGAAAGCGACAAAGGAAGAUGAUUUCAUUGAUGUCGAGACCAUCUCAGAGGAUGAAAAUCCAGUGGAACCGGCUGGCGAAGAAAUAGACUCCAACAUCGAUCUCGGCCUCGACUUCGACUUCAACUUCGACUUCAACAUUGACUCCGACUCCGUUUAAAAGUAAACGACUUCCCCCGGACUUAAAGUAAAUGACGAUCUUAUUCGUUUUUUUCUUAUUUUAUAUUCCGUUAAAAAUUAAUAUAACAUAUUUUUGUGUUGAU
Molecule: messenger RNA, 1298 nt
Organism: Drosophila elegans
Lineage: Eukaryota; Metazoa; Arthropoda; Insecta; Diptera; Drosophilidae
Exons: 2
Coding region: 110-1195 (361 amino acids)
Source: RefSeq, a predicted model, not a curated record